Numida meleagris (helmeted guineafowl) is the source of this 3421-nucleotide messenger RNA. Its product is annotated as V-type proton ATPase catalytic subunit A-like. Lineage: Eukaryota; Metazoa; Chordata; Aves; Galliformes; Numididae. Gene Ontology annotation, cellular component: lysosomal membrane; proton-transporting V-type ATPase, V1 domain. Gene Ontology annotation, biological process: proton transmembrane transport; ATP metabolic process. Gene Ontology annotation, molecular function: proton-transporting ATPase activity, rotational mechanism; ATP hydrolysis activity; ATP binding. The record is from RefSeq and is a predicted model, not a curated record. The coding region runs from base 776 to 2629 and encodes 617 amino acids. The transcript is spliced from 14 exons.
GGGGAGGGCACACACAGGUGUCAUCUCUGCUGGGGGUCCAGGGAACAGAAAGCCACCAGGACGUUGUCCCCACAAUGUCACUCAGACCCCUGCGUUUCUGUUUUGCUGUCGCUCUCCCAGAAGUGUGUUCCUUUGGCAGAGGGGAUGUGGGGAGCUCAGUGGGGGGAUAGACAGGGCUGGCAGUGGGGAACAUGGAGACACUGGGUGACAUGAGAAUGCUGGCAGUGGUGCUGGGGGACUUGAGCACACGCAGUGGCAUGGGGACGCAGAGACAUGGGCUGGCACUGGGGGAUAUGGGGGUGUGGGGUCAUGGAGAUGCUGGGGGUGGCACUGGAGGACACAGGGAUGUUGUGGGACAUGGAGACAAUGGAGGAUAUGGGGAUGCUGGUGUUGGCAUGGGGACAUGGAGAUGGGCUCGUAUUAGGGGACAUGGGGGCACUGGUGCUUGUGUUACACUGGGGGGUGUGUGGGCCCAGGGCUGGUGCUGGAUGGUGGGGAGCACAGCCACCCUAGGGGGGGAUUUGGGGAUUGCAGAGUGAGCAGCAGGAGGGGACAUGGGGGUGGCAGUGUUGGCAGUCAGGGUUGGCCCUGUCCUCACAAGCUGGGUGCGUGCUGGUGCAUGCUGGUGUGGGGUGGGACAGGAGGGGAGGUGCUGUUGACUGUACACAGCCCACACCCGCGGUGACACUGGGUGCAGCUGGUUCCCCCUAGUCCCCUGCGGUUACUGUCCCCAUAUAAUGUGGGUGCCACCACCAAUGCCAUCAGUGCCACCACCAUGGAGGAGGAUAUGGGGACACGGAUGGCUGACGUUGAGCGGGAGAGCCUGCUGGGCACUGUGCACGGCGUCUCGGGGCCUGUGGUGACAGCCACACGCAUGGCAGGGGCGGCCAUGUAUGAACUGGUGCGUGUGGGGCACGCAGAGCUGGUGGGGGAGAUCAUCCGCCUGGAGGGGGACAUGGCCACACUGCAGGUGUACGAAGAGACCUCGGGGGUGCGGGUGGGGGACCCGGUGCUGCGCACGGGUCAGCCGCUCUCAGUGGAACUUGGUCCCGGUAUCUUGGGCUCCAUCUUCGACGGCAUCCAGCGCCCACUGCGGGACAUUGCACAGCUGACAGGUGGCAUCUACAUCCCGCGGGGUGUCAACGUCCCCGCGCUGCCGAGGCACCUCACCUGGGACUUUGUCCCCAGCAAGAGCAUCCAGGUUGGCAGCCACGUCACCGGUGGAGACAUCUAUGGGACAGUGACAGAGAACUCACUCAUCCAACACAAGAUCAUGGUGCCACCCCACAGCUGCGGCACUGUCACCCACAUCGCACCACCGGGACACUACAGCGUCUCAGAUGUGGUGCUGGAGCUGGACUUUGAAGGAGUGGUGGAGCAGCUGACCAUGAUGCAGGUGUGGCCGGUGCGGCAGACUCGGCCCGUGGUGGAGAAGCUGACUGCAAAUCACCCACUGCUGACGGGACAGCGCGUGCUGGAUGCGCUUUUCCCGUGCGUGCAGGGUGGCACCACAGCCAUCCCUGGUGCUUUUGGCUGCGGCAAAACUGUCAUCUCACAGUCCCUGUCCAAGUACUCCAACAGCGACAUCAUCGUCUACGUGGGCUGCGGGGAGCGUGGCAAUGAGAUGUCCGAGGUGCUGCGGGACUUCCCUGAGCUCACCAUGGAGGUGGAUGGGAGGACAGAGAGCAUCAUGAAGCGCACCACGCUGGUGGCCAACACCUCCAACAUGCCAGUGGCCGCCCGCGAGGCCUCUAUCUACACCGGCAUCACGCUGUCUGAGUAUUUCCGCGACAUGGGGCUCCAUGUCAGCAUGAUGGCUGACUCCACCUCUCGCUGGGCUGAGGCGUUGCGAGAGAUUUCGGGGCGCUUGGCUGAGAUGCCGGCGGACAGUGGGUACCCCGCGUACCUGGGCGCCCGCCUGGCAUCCUUCUACGAGCGUGCAGGCCGGGCCCGCUGCCUGGGGUCCCCCCUCCGUGAGGGCAGCGUCAGCAUCGUUGGAGCGGUGUCACCGCCUGGAGGGGACUUCUCAGACCCUGUCACCUCAGCCACGCUGGGCAUCGUGCAGGUAUUUUGGGGUCUGGACAAGAAGCUGGCACAGCGCAAGCACUUUCCGUCGGUGAAUUGGCUGAUCAGUUACAGCAAGUACUUGCGGGCGCUGGAACCCCACUAUGAGCGGCUGCACCCUGACUUCCCCGCACUGCGCACCCGUGCCAGGGAGAUCCUGCAGGAGGAAGAGGACCUGGCCGAGAUCGUGCAGCUCGUGGGGAAGGCGUCUCUCGCUGAGGCUGACAAGGUGACGCUGGAGGUGGCCAAACUCCUCAAGGAUGACUUCCUACAGCAGAAUGGCUACUCCUCCUAUGACAGGUUCUGCCCCUUCUACAAGACAGUGGGGAUGCUGCACAACAUCGUCACCUUCUAUGAGCUCGCCCGACAUGCCGUGGAGACCACUGGGGCUGGCGAGCGUCGUAUCACUUGGGCAACCAUCCGUGAGAACCUUGGGGACAUCCUAUACCGGCUGAGUGCCAUGAAGUUCAUGGACCCGGUGAAGGAUGGCGAAGCCAACAUCACGGCCGCCUUUGCGCAGCUCAACGAGGAGAUGCAGGCAGCCUUCCGCAACCUGGAGGACUGAGGGUCCCCCAUGAACCCCUCGCUCCAAUAACCCCCUCACCCCAAUAAACCCCCACCCCAACAAAGCUCCUCCCACCCCAUAAUCCCCCCCACCCCAAUAAACCUUCUGCCACCGCAUAACGCCCUCCAAACACACUUCUCUCCCCCCCUCCCCACCAAAUCCUCCAGGUGUGAUAUUCAAUGAGCGGACAGCAGCAACUGCCCCCCCCCCGCCCCUUCUCUCCGGGGGGGUUUGGGGACAGGGAGGGGAUAGCGUGGGGGUUAAGUUCUGAGUGAUGCGGGUUUGUCUGGGGCCGUGGGGACCAAAUAAAGGGCUGAGAGCCGUCAUGUCACCACCCGCAAGAGUUGGGGGGACAGCAUCCGCAGUGGGAAUGUCCCCACAGCACUGUCUGUCCUCCUGUUGGGGUCAGUCCCCAAAUCAGGGAACGUCCCCAUGUCAGGGAGCAUCUGGGUUUGUCCUCAAGUCAGGGAAUGUUGGACCCUGUCCCCAUGACUGGGUUUGUCCCCAUGUCACUGUUUGUCCCCACAUUGCAGUUUAUCUCCAGCUCAGGGAAUGUCCCCCAGGGUUGGGUUUCAUACCUAUGUCGGGGUCUGUCCCCAGGGUCCCAUUUGUCUUCAUGUCACGGUCUGUCCCCACGUUGGUAAGCAAUUCUUUUUUUGUUUACCUGAUUGUGACCUGUUCCUUUCAUGAGUAAUUUAAACUGGUUUAAAGCAGCUAUGUCUGCUAUUGCCUUUCUCUACAACAUUCUUUGCCAAAAUGCACAAGUACAAGCACGAUCAUUUUUUAUAGAUA